Messenger RNA from Sardina pilchardus (European sardine), 2510 nucleotides. It is a transcript of the gene pdgfd, whose product is annotated as platelet derived growth factor d. NCBI's taxonomy places the organism in Eukaryota, Metazoa, Chordata, Actinopteri, Clupeiformes, Clupeidae. Gene Ontology annotation, biological process: positive regulation of ERK1 and ERK2 cascade; positive regulation of MAP kinase activity; positive regulation of cell migration. The record is from RefSeq and is a predicted model, not a curated record. The coding region runs from base 512 to 1609 and encodes 365 amino acids. The transcript is spliced from 7 exons. Gene Ontology annotation, molecular function: growth factor activity; platelet-derived growth factor receptor binding. Gene Ontology annotation, cellular component: membrane.
CCGUCUAAUCAACUCACCAGUGAGUGCACGUAACUUUUCAGACAAGACUGUUCGGCGCGUAACGAGGAAAUCGCACUCUUUCUACCGUGUACUUGCAAGCCUGUUUUACUUAACAGAAAGAAAAGCGUAUAGCCUACGACCCCCUCAGAUAUAAGUAGUGUUAAAGGAAUUCAAAAUAUUCUGUUGGCUAACAAGGUCGGUGCAAGAUAAUACAAUAAGUGAUAAAGCGACGAGACAGACGGCAGCGUAUGGAUUCUACAUUUGCCGCGAAAGGGGGUUUAUGAACCUGCUACAUUCAGGAAGGUUACGGAUAAAACAGCGACAGGUCAGGCAGCGAUUUCAGGAUUGCAUGACCUCAAUUAUGUGAACAGAAUAUAAGCUUGCGGAAACUGUACGCGAGCACACAACUAAACGGCCGACGGAAAGGGGGACGGUGUUAUUUCAUUUUUCCAUCCAGGGGUAUAUCUGGAAUUUAUUCACCCAGAGGGCAUCUGAUCAAAUACAAUUCAGAAUGCAACUGUCACUGUUUUUCGUAUUGUUGGUCGGCAUUCAUCAAAGCUCGAAGGCUCUGGUGGCUUGCAGUAAAUCAUUCAGAUCUACACAGUUCAGGCGUGAUGACAGCAAUCACCUCACAGACUUGUACCGGGCGGAGGAGAGCCUCAACGUGACGGGCAGCGGGCACCUGCACAGCCCGCGCUACCCCAGCGCCUACCCCCGCAACCUGCUCCUCACCUGGAGGCUGCACUCGCCCGCCAACACCCGUAUCCUGCUGGAGUUCAACAGCCACUUCGGCCUGGAGGAGUCCGAGCACGACGUCUGCAAGUAUGACUACGUGGAGGUGGAGGACAUCUCGGAGACCAGCACCAUCAUCUGGGGCCGCUGGUGCGGGACCAAGGCCCCCCCCCACAUCACCUCCAAGACCAACGUCAUCAAGGUCACCUUCAAGUCGGACAACUACUUUGUGGCCAAGCCCGGCUUCAAGCUCCAUUACUCUCUCCUGGAUGAUUCUCCUCCAAUCAUCUCGCAGAAGAACUGGGAGGUGAUCACCCACUCCAUGGCAGCUCCGUUGACGUACGUGUCGCCGGUGACGGAGCGGCCCCUGAGCAUGGCGGAGCUGGACAAGGCCAUCGCCUCCUUCAGCACGGUGGAGGACAUGCUGCGGCACCUGAACCCCGAGUCCUGGCAGGAGGACAUGGACAGCCUGUACCACGACACCAGCAGCCAGUACCGGCCCCGCGCCUACCACCACGACCGCAAGAGCAAGGUUGACCUGGACCGUCUGCACGAGGACGUCAAGCGCUACAGCUGCACGCCGCGGAACUUCUCGGUGAACCUGCGUGAGGAGCUGAAGAGCACCGGCGCCGUCUUCUUCCCGCGCUGCCUGCUGGUCCAGCGCUGCGGGGGCAACUGCGCCUGCGGCACCGACAACUGGAACUCCUGCACCUGCACCACCGGCAAGUCCACCAGCAAGCUGCACGAGGUGCUGAAGUUUUCCCCCAGUCCGGGUUACUUCAGGAAGCGUUCUCGAGCGCGCUGGGUUCUCGAGGAGAUCCACCUGCUUCACGACGAGCGAUGCGACUGCGUGUGCCACAACCAACCCCCGCGAUGAGACAGAGGCAUCCUGGGAAAAAAAGAAACACACACACACACACACACACACACACAGCUCCGGGACUCUUUUUUAGCUCUGCAGAUCCUCUCACUUGUGCUCAUCCACCCUCAUCCUCUCGUCCCGCUUGGUAUGAGUGUGAGAAGUUGUGUGUGGGUAUGUGUGUGUGUGUGUGUAUGUAAGAAUCAGAGAAAGCAUUUGUGUGUGUGUAUGAUAUAUGUGUGUGUGUGUGUGUGUGUGUGUGUGUGUGUGUGUGUGUGUGUGUGUGUGUGUGUGUGUGUGUGUGUGUGUGUGUGUGUGUGUGUGUGUGUGUGUGUGUGUGUGUGUGUGUGUGUGAGAGCAGAUAUAUUUGUUUGCGUGUGUGCAUGUGUGCGUGUGUGGUGUGUGUGUGUGUGUUUGUAAGUUUGUACUGUAUGCCUUUCCUAUGUUUGUUUCUUUUCAUAAUUGCGUGCCAUUAGCCUCCUGUUGUUUUAAGACUUUUUCAUACAUAAUCUCACUUGUUUCAAUAGAAUCCUUCUGAGAGCCAUCCGUCUGGAGGAGCUAAGCAUGUGUAGCCUUAUUUUCUAUUUUACGGAGCGACACGCAAACACCGCUUACCGCGGGGUGUCGCUCUGAAGAAAGCAGUGUUAUUUAUUUGACAGUUUUUUUGUCAUUCUUUUUAUGUCUCUGAUGAUGAUGAUGAUGAUGAUGAUGACGAUGAUGAUUAUGCUGAUGAUGAUGAUGAUGAUGAUGGUAUGCUUGUGUCCGGCCCUAGUCUCUAUCGGUAGUGCGAGGGUGUUAGUGGUUCCAGGCAGUGGGGGCCAAGCCAAACUCUCUCCGAACAUUCCAGCCUUUGUUGUUCCUGCCCUCUUCCAUACAUGCUUUUCCUACUCAGGCAGAUCAGAGGAAGAGAGAGAGAGGA